AUGGGCUCUGCCAUUCAAUUACUGUUUGUGAAGGGAAUGAAUCAGAGAUUUAGACACUAUUAUGGAUUGAAAAAUAAGAAUUGCACUGACAUUAUGUGUGUUUUUGAUACAAUCACAGAUUUGAAUAUUACCAUCAAUUAUGCAUUGACACUUCCAGAACGAGACGGAUGGUUGUAUGAUAAUGGCAAGCCACAAAUGGUGUGUAGUGUCAUGUACAUGAAUUUGCUCCAAGCUGCAGGAAUAUUUGGCAAUUUGACUGGCCAAUUUGAAAGCGCUGAAUUUACUCCUAAGGAUGUUUAUCAGUUGGACAUUUGGGACAAGAAUUGGCAACGACCAAAUCAAUGCAACGCCAAUAAUGAUAAUUACAUGUUUUGUCAGGUGGCAGGUCCUUGGUAUUGGCCAAUUAAUGACUUUUCGAGUAUCAAGCCAUACCCUCGCAUGAACGAACGGUGUGGAGCUGAACCAAUGGAUUACAAGCGUCAACCAGACUAUUGCUAA
Naegleria lovaniensis is the source of this 498-nucleotide messenger RNA. RefSeq lists its product as uncharacterized. The record is from RefSeq and is a predicted model, not a curated record. The coding region runs from base 1 to 498 and encodes 165 amino acids. NCBI's taxonomy places the organism in Eukaryota, Heterolobosea, Eutetramitea, Acrasida, Naegleriidae. The transcript has a single exon.